GCCACGCCCCCUAGCCUCGCCUCCCUCAGCGUCGCUCACUUCCGGGCUCCUUCCCCCUCAGUGUAGAAGGCGAAUGAGGCGGCAGUAAGCGAAAGGGAAGAGCCGAGCCCUCGCCGCCUCCCUCCCUUCGGGCGGGCUUUCCCCGGCAGGGCGGAUGGAACGCCGCGCUGGGCGCUGGAAGGUCGACCCUGGAAGGGAAGCGCGGGCCCCUGGCGGAGCGGAGGCGGCCUCCUCGGCGGCAGAGCGCAUGUUGCUUCCUCCUCGGCAGACUGGAAAAGAAGCUAAAGACUUGGCAUGGGAAAUGGUUACUCAAAAGAUCACCAACAAACAUUGCAGUGAUCUUCCAUAUUCUUCCCUUUGUUACAAUUCCCUCCAUGAGCUACAUGUCAUCACAGAAAGUCCUCAAUUAAGUUUGUAAAGUGGAAUACUAUUGAGAGGAGAAAAAACCCCAACAACACCUAUUUUUCAGAUCCAAGAAUGGACAUUAUAGUCUAUGAUGAUUACUCCAGUCCACCGCUUCAGAGACAUUGAAAGGAAACCGGAAUAUCUCCAGCCGGACAAGUGUGUCCCACCUCCCAACAACGGUUCUUCGGGAACCAUGUGGUUUAUCCGAGAUGGCUGUGGUAUUGCCUGUGGAGUCAUCACCUGGUUUUUGGUCUUCUAUGCUGAUUUUGUAGUCAUCCUUGUUAUGCUGCUUCCAUCAAGAGACUAUAUCUACAGUGCGAUCAACGGAAUAGUUUUCAACACUUUGGCAUUCCUGGCUCUGGCUUCACAUAUGCGAGCAAUGGUAACAGAUCCGGGUGCUGUGCCCAAAGGUAAUGCCACAAAGGAAUUCAUCGAAAGUUUACAGUUGAAGCCAGGACAGGUGGUUUACAAGUGUCCAAAAUGCUGUAGUAUCAAACCAGACAGAGCACACCACUGCAGUGUUUGUAAGAGAUGUAUACGAAAAAUGGAUCACCACUGUCCAUGGGUUAACAACUGUGUAGGAGAGAACAACCAAAAGUACUUUGUACUGUUUACAAUGUAUAUAGCACUGAUUUCUCUGCAUGCCCUGAUAAUGGUUGGAUUUCACUUCUUGCAUUGUUUUGAAGAAGACUGGACAAAGUGCAGUUCUUUCUCUCCACCGACUACUGUGAUCCUACUUAUUCUCCUGUGUUUUGAGGCUCUCCUCUUUCUCAUCUUUACAUCUGUUAUGUUUGGAACACAGGUGCACUCCAUCUGCACGGAUGAAACGGGCAUAGAACGGCUAAAAAAACAGGAGCCAACUUGGGAAAAAGUCAGCGGCUGGGAAGGGAUCAAGCUGGCUUUCGGGGGUCAGUUGUCACUGCAGUGGCUCAAUCCUCUUUCAGACCUGAGUUGCAAGAAGUCUCCGCCAGCUGGGACAGCAACCGUUGCUCCGUCUGAGAUGAUGGUCCAGGAAGCUUUUGAGCAGCUUUCUGAUCAAGAUGUGGUUAUAGAAGUGUGCAGUGAAUAACAUAAAGUGCCUGUAGUAUCCUGUUGAAUUGUGUACACUUGAGGCUUAGCUUUAAAGGAUCAUGUUGCAUGAAAGCAUUGAGGUUUUACCAUUUCUCUAGCUGAGGGACUCACUAAAUCAAUGCAAAGCAAGUACAUUCCAAAUGUUUUACUGCUGAUCAUCAUUUAAGCAAAGUUCCAUGAAGUUUAUAUAGAAACAAUGACAAAGUUGAUCAUUCCUUUAAAAAAUGCAAUACAAAAUACUCUUUCAGAAGCAAACUACAAAGCUUAGCUUAACUUUUCAUAGUCCAUUUGACUGUGUAUUAUGUUCUCAAGCAGUACAAAGAGUGGUCAAGUAGAGACUCUUGGAUUGCUUUUUCAAAGAAAAGAGGAAUUAUACACAUCAUGUCAUUAUGAAUGUUUAUGUGUUUUUACCAAACAGUAAAACCAUAGAAUACAGUGAAUAGUAACCUCACAAGCAGUCAACAAUGGGAUUACCAUGAAGGCAAUGACAAAAUAAUAAUUGAAAUGUUAUAUAAUAGGUUAAGAAAUUCAAACAAAGAACCAACAAAUCUUACAAGUCCAGCUAAGUGACUCUUGGAAACCAACGACGCCUUGUGCUUAUUUCUACUGAGUGCAUUGAAAAAUGGCUUUUUUCUUUUCCUUCCGGUGGCUACUCAGGGGAUAUUAAUGUUCUAUAACUAAUUGUUUUUGUCCCAGACAAUGGUUGUUUUACAACCAAAAGACUUACAAAGAUUAAAUGCUGUCGUCACUUCCUAGCAAAACCAGCACUUAUUAAAAUAUAUUUGUAAAUAAAGGGUAGUUGAAAUAUAUAGUUCAGACAUUGGGAAAUAAAAGCUAUGUUUUGGCUGUUUAUCUAGGAAUUCCUUGGAAUCGGUCAGUAUACCUUUUGCCUAAGAGUGUCCGAUUAAUCUGUUAAUUUUACAAAUAAGUAAAGAUUGUGGAAUAAUCUGUAAUGGCCUGGCUACAGAACAGUGAGAUUGUGAUUAGUGGCCAAUACCUGGAAUGUGCAUGUGCAUUAGGGGUGUGCGAAACGGCAGAAAUCAGUUCUGUUUUUGUUUUGAAUUUCGAGUUUCCCAUCCUCAUCUCCCUGUUCUGUUUUUGGCAAGAUUCUUCCCAAAACGGAAAUGGAACUCCAGAUCCCAAAUUACGAAUCUGAAUCCCCCCCACCCACCCAAAUCUCCUGGAAUCGGAAAACAGAAUGGAUUUCUGCUGUUUUAGACACCCCUAAUGUGCAUGCAUGGCUAUUAGGUAAGACUAGUAUAAUUCAGUUGCUGUGUAUCUUUAAUAAAACUGUCACAAAUGGGGGGAAAACUGACUUUUUCAGGUUCCUGUGAGUGGUCAGUGAGUGAUAGUGUAGUAUUAUUUGGUUAGUAACCAAAGAUUGAUUCAUAGAAUCAUUGAGUUGGGAGAGACCACAAGGGCCAUCCAGUCCACAGUGUGGAAGGGAGACCACCGGGAACCUUAUAUAAAAGCAAGAGUCUGCAUGAAUUAUAUAUAUACAAUAAGGAAAAUAUAUAAAAUGAAGAGUAGCUGAAUGGGUUCUCUGAUUCUUCCUCUUUAAUUCUGGGUGCUUUUUAUAUUUUAUUGAGGGGACACCUUCUUACCUUCUGGUGCUCAUCGGUAGAGAUAGCAUCAGCAAGCGCCUUGAGCACCUCAACUGCCAUUUCUUGUGAAAAUACAGAAAAUAUAGGGGUGGAGGAGUCUCUAUGACGAGCCUUGUAUGGCUAGGAUUAUCAGGAGAUUUUGGGUCGGUGUUGCUUAAAUUUCAAGUCUCGCUUCCUAUGUUGUAUGUCAAAGCACUUCUGAAAUGGGAGGCAUUUUCUUGAUAUUUGUUAUUGAGAAGAUUGAUUGAUUUUUAAAAUCCAUCCAAAGUAAUUCUCUGUAUCUUAAGCUAUUGUUGUCACUUAAAGCUUUACUUACGAAAUUGUAAUAUAUUUACAUAAAAACCUGGAUGCUAGUUUCUGUGUUGCAGAAUGGGAGCUGAAAAUCUUCCAAAUAUCUUUUGCUUUGAAGAGCUAGGAGCAUUUUCACUUUUAUGGUGAUUGGGUGAAUGUUGCUGGUUUGAAGGGAAAUUAGGGGUGUCUCAUAGUCUUAUGGAAAUUCAUAUGUUUUCUCCUAAGCUCCCUGUUUAAAGAAGAGGCCAGGUGAAUGCUUGUGCCCAUUUAUCUCUGCUUUUUGUUUGUUUGUUUUUGAUUAGUAAUGAUCAUAAUUCAUAUUUCUCAUAAACAGUUUUCUUCUGAGUGUGACCAUUGGCUUGUUUAGCUCAGAAUGGUCUAUUGACUAGUAGCAACUUCCUGAAAAUUCAGCGUUUUUCUCAUCACCUGUUGCCUGAUCUUUUAAGAAGUACUAGAGCUAUUAGGCAUUAGAUCUGGUUCUCCUUAACAUGCAAAGUGUGUGCUAGUUUACUUGAGAUGGAGCAUUUCUCCCAACUGUAGAAGGGACCAAUGAGCAAGAAAAAAACAACUUUUUGCUUGUAUCAGAUAGCAGAAAGGUAGAUGUAGGUUCUCCAGUGUGUUACCUGCUAAGCUUAAGUUUAAACACUUGCUUGGGCCUAAAUCGGAAUAUACUUUUACUUUUAGAAAGAAUACUGAAAAAAACUAGGGUAAGGGAGAAAAGGUAAUUCAGUCAAUGGAAAUUAGUAAUUUAAAUCAUCCAAGCACUUGGGUUUGCACAAAAAACAUUGUACCUUAUUCAGAGUGGGAGGCAGUAGGGAGAGCUACAGACAGUAAACAUCCUGGGUCUGGGUCUGUUUGAAAUUGUGUUCAAAGAGGAUUUUAAUGUGAAAAAUGCCAGUUGAAUAGAUGUGACAGAUUCGUUGUAACUAUGUCUUGAAUUGUCUCUGUACACAUAGCAAAACAUCCGACCCUACUUCUGGCUUUAAGUAGAGAUGCUGCCUUUUUAAUAAAGCAAGGCUCUGCUAUUUGUAUUUAAACCACUAUUGAAAAAUGUGUCACAAGAGAUAGAUUCAUUCCUGUGCCUGUUUGAGAGCUAGAGAGUUAAAUGGGUUGGGGAGGGGGGCAUACAGUACAACCUGCAACUAAUGGUGAUUUUUGGCUUGUAUAUGCUGAUUGCCUAAAGGGAAAAAUUUACUCUCAGCUCAAUAAUUAAUUUCAACUUUGAGGUUCCCUAUUGACUUCAGUGGAGCACAUAUUGAUACUGUUGUCUAUCAGGACAUUAAUUUCAUUGGCAUAAUAGCCUUGAGAGAGGGAAUACUGGAAGAACUGCUCAUAAAGCUUCAAAAAUGCUACACAAGAGUAAAUUGCUCUUGUAUUGUUUACUUCUUCAGACAUGAGGGAAAAUGUUCCUUUUUAAAAUUUCAAGCAUUGCUUUUUUAAAUUGAUCUUCAUUUGUAUUGUGUGCUUGCUUGGGAAUACACAUGGUUGUGAUUUUUCUUUCUUUUGGUUAAGUCAGAACAUUCUUUGUACAUUCAAAGGUAUGGUAAGACCCCUAUACCAACAGAGUCUCUUGGAAUUUGCUAGGUCCUUUGGGGGAAGUAUAGCUUAAAGUCACCUGGAGAACCAAGAUUUCCUAAAGCAGUGGUUCCCAACCUUUGGGCCUCCAGGUGUUUUGGAUUUCAGCUCCCACAGUUCCUAACAGCUGAUAAGGUGGCUUGGGUUUCUGGGAGAUGAAGUCUGAAACACCUGGAGACUCAAAGGUUGGGAACCAAUGUCCUAAAGAGACUGCAGAUAUGGCUUCUGCAGUAAUGGGGAUCUUACUGUAUUGCAGAAGUUGUCUAUUACAACGUUUUGAUCCAUUGGCAAAGAGUAAAUUAACCUUGAAAUGGAACGGAAAUGGACUAACAAUUGAGUAGACUUUGGGUAUGGCAUUGUCAAUAGAAGAAAGGAGAAGUUACUUCCACUUCCAAUAUGAAAGGAGGAGCAUCCAAUUUGGGGAAGUUUCUCCUUGCUUCAGUCCUCACAGUUAGAGAAGGGACUGAAAGGUAGAUACUGGAGAAGGUUGUUCUGUGAAAGGAACUUAGCUCAGUUUUCAUAAUGGGAAUUAGCACCAAAUCCACUGUGGACAAUUUCCCUGUGGAUUUCAACCAUAUUGCCCUUUACCAUCUUAUUUUGAUGCCCAGCAAGCCCCGGUGGUGCAGCGGAUUUAACUGCUGAGCUGCUGCAUUUGCUGAGCAAAGGGUCAGUGGUUUGAAUCUGGGGAGCAGAGUGAACUCCCACUGUUAGCCCCAGCUUCUGCCAACCUAGCAGUUUGAAAACAUGAAAAUGUGAGUAGAUCAAUAGGUACCUCUUCAGUGGGAAUGUAACGGUGCUCUGUGCAGUCAUGUCGACUACAUGACCUUAAAGGUGUCUAUGGACAAUGCCAGCUCUUUGGCUUAGAAAUGGAGAUGAGCACCAACUCCCCAGAGUUGGACACGACUAGACUUAAUGUCAGGGGAAAACCUUUUCCUUUACAUUUACCUUUGAUACCCAGCAGGAAAAGGCCUAGGAAUAAAUAUGAAUGUUAAAUUCUUGUGGACUGCUUUUAAAAGGAACAUUCUUGCCUGUGUUAAAUAAAAGUGCCUUAUUCAUUCUCAAAACAUUUCGUAAAGCUUUAUGCAGCAGACUGAGAUUAAAUCAUUUUUUAGUUCAUGAGCUAUGAACCAAAGCAUCUGAACUCUUCCCCAAACAUGUUUUGACAUGGUUGUGCAUCUACCGAAGAGCGUUUUAGGAGUAGAGCCUCAAAAGAUCCUUUAGAUUAAAUAGCUUAUUUAUCCAGAAUCCAGCAUUUAUAUUAUUACAUCUCUUGCUGCCUAUGGGAGUAGCUCCAUGGAAGCCUUCUGCCUUGGACAACUCUAUGUUUAGUAUGUUAACUGUUUGCACUGGCAGGACCUCAGAAGUUGUUUGGGAGAAAGAAAAUAUAUGUGUGCUAUUAAAUUAAUCAUGUGCGACUAAUCACCCCAUGCUUACUGUUUUAGACAAGUGUUAUGUCUUUAAAAACACAGCCAUUAUGUAGGCAGAAAGGUGCCUUAGUUCAAAAACUCCAAUAAAUAAUGAACUGGAACCCAUCCUGUGGGGGAAAUGUUGUGUUUUCAUGUCCAGUAUUGGGCUGUUUGGUCUGUUCUAUGCAAUUAAAGUGUAUGCAUUUACAAACCUUAUGUAUUAUUUUUGCUCUUUGUAUCUCAUUUUUGACUUCCAUUGAAUAAUGGUACUUAUUAAAAAGUACACUAUUUUGAUCUCA
Molecule: messenger RNA, 6651 nt
Organism: Anolis carolinensis (green anole)
Lineage: Eukaryota; Metazoa; Chordata; Lepidosauria; Squamata; Anolidae
Gene: zdhhc3
Product: zinc finger DHHC-type palmitoyltransferase 3
Exons: 8
Coding region: 494-1474 (326 amino acids)
Biological process (GO): protein targeting to membrane; peptidyl-L-cysteine S-palmitoylation
Cellular component (GO): Golgi apparatus; endoplasmic reticulum
Molecular function (GO): protein-cysteine S-palmitoyltransferase activity
Source: RefSeq, a predicted model, not a curated record